GUCACUGAUCGUAAAAGCUUGGUGUCUUUGGAACUUUAUAUUGUGCAAGAUGUGUAUUACAAUAUGCUGACAGUGUCUCCUCGUGACAUAAAUAGUGAGGUGACAAUGAUGUAGAAUUUUAUUCAACAUAAACGUUCCUGGUGCAAUGUUGAAGGUGAGCGCCAUCCUUCUCUUGAUAUCGGCGUGGUGCAUUGUUGUGAGUGAUGCCACCGACGUAGUAAGCGACGUAAUAAGGGAGCCAAGAUGUCAAGAAAUAUCAAUACCGAUGUGCAAAGGCAUCGGAUACAACAUGACGGCCAUGCCGAAUCAGUUCAAUCAUGAGACUCAAGACGAGGCUGGCAUGGAAGUGCACCAGUUCUGGCCUCUUGUUGAGAUAAAUUGUUCACCAGAUUUGAAUUUUUUCUUGUGUUCAGUAUACGCGCCAAUAUGCAUUGAAUAUUACGACAAACAGUUGCCCGCUUGCCGCAGCGUAUGUGAACGCGCCAAGGCUGGUUGUGCUCCAAUUAUGGAUCAGUAUGGAUUUGCCUGGCCAGAGCGCAUGGAUUGCACGAAGUUACCAAGGUUCGGCGACCACGAAAACUUAUGUAUGGAUGAACGGAACGGGUCGGCCCCUAACCUGCAACCUAAGAAGGAGUCGUGCUCGUGCCUCCAUCCCUUGGUUCAGGUAGACCCGACUUACCGAGAGGUAGGUCGAUAUCGCAACAUAUCACCCAGCGUAGCCGGUGUCGAAGGCUGCACCAUUCCGUGCAAGGGAGUCCACUUCUCGGACCGAGAACGAGCUUUUGCCGAUGUCUGGAUAUCGACUGUGGCUGUGAUAUGCUGUGUGUCCACGCUCAUGACGAUGACGACAUUCUUGAUCGACAUGGAACGCUUCAAGUACCCCGAAAGACCAAUCAUUUUCUUAGGUGGCUGCUACUUCAUGGUAUCAUUAGGCUACAUCAUCCGUUUGGCGGCCGGUCAUGAUGCCGUCGCUUGUGAUGGAUCCAUCAUCAUUUAUAACUACCAGCUGAUCCGUUACAACGAGUACGGCUCAGGGCUGUGCACCACAGUCUUCCUAUUGAUCUACUUCUUCGGGAUGGCUUCAAGCAUCUGGUGGGUGGUGUUGGCUUUCACGUGGUUCCUAGCAGCGGGUCUCAAGUGGGGCAACGAAGCCAUCUCGAGUUAUUCAACGUGGUUUCACGUAGCAGCGUGGCUUAUACCCACCCUCCAAACGAUCGCGGUACUCACCAUGGCAGCCGUGGAUGGAGAACCAGUCGCUGGGAUCUGCUUCGUCGGGAAUUUAGACGCCAGAAACCUGCUAGGUUUUGUUCUCAUCCCUCUAUUCAUUUACCUCGUGCUAGGCUCUUGUUUUUUACUGGCGGGGUUUGUGAGUUUAUUUCGAAUUAGGAAAGUAAUCAAACAACAAGGUAGGUCCAGAACUGAAAAACUGGAGAAACUUAUGAUAAGAAUUGGUGUAUUCAGUGUGUUGUACACGGUGCCGGCGACUGUGGUGAUAUGUUGCUACUUCUACGAGCAUGCGUACUUGGAUGCGUGGCAAGAAGCCCUCGCUUGUCCCAACAGUGCGCACAAAGGCACAGGUCCUGACGCCUCGGUGCUAAUGCUGCGAUAUUUCAUGUCGCUCGUGGUCGGCAUCACGUCGGGCUUUUGGAUCUGGUCGAGCAAAACCCUAGAGUCUUGGCGCAGGUUCUACCAGCGAGUGUGCAGCAGUAACAGGGGACACACCUACGAAUGUCCCUCCAGGCUCCCCAAGGAGGGGAGUCUUGAGCCGCCCCCUGCCUAUCCUGCCGCCUCAGCCAAUCCCCACGCCUCCAGCGUCGUCUCUCAUUUUGGGUCCGUCAACAAAACUUUGCCGCUGACUCAUGUAUGACAAGAAGACCCCGAAUCCGUUGGUGGUCGCCCACAAAUCGCCGCUCGAAGCCACCUCGUAGCUGCUAAUUAUGUCAGUACAGCCGAUGUUAUUCUUGAGAAAGGCGCGCGGAGUAACUUGUAAUAAAUAACAAUUUAACUUGUAAUAUAUAACAAAGUAAGUUGUGUCAUGUCUGAA
Hyalella azteca is the source of this 2044-nucleotide messenger RNA. Its product is annotated as frizzled-2-like. The transcript has a single exon. The coding region runs from base 146 to 1867 and encodes 573 amino acids. Lineage: Eukaryota; Metazoa; Arthropoda; Malacostraca; Amphipoda; Hyalellidae. Gene Ontology annotation, biological process: canonical Wnt signaling pathway; non-canonical Wnt signaling pathway. Gene Ontology annotation, molecular function: Wnt receptor activity; Wnt-protein binding. Gene Ontology annotation, cellular component: plasma membrane. The record is from RefSeq and is a predicted model, not a curated record.